Messenger RNA from Panthera uncia (snow leopard), 3297 nucleotides. RefSeq names its product ribosomal protein S10 (gene RPS10). Gene Ontology annotation, cellular component: cytosolic small ribosomal subunit. Gene Ontology annotation, molecular function: RNA binding; structural constituent of ribosome. The record is from RefSeq and is a predicted model, not a curated record. NCBI's taxonomy places the organism in Eukaryota, Metazoa, Chordata, Mammalia, Carnivora, Felidae. The transcript is spliced from 6 exons. Bases 96 to 743 code for a protein of 215 amino acids.
CCUCGCAGGGGGCGGGGCACGUCAGCCCGGAAGAGACGCCGCGCCGCGCAUGCCCCUUCUUUUCGGCCCCGGUCCCGGACGUAGUAGCUGCAGAGAUGUUGAUGCCCAAGAAGAACCGAAUUGCCAUUUAUGAACUCCUUUUCAAGGAGGGAGUGAUGGUGGCCAAGAAGGAUGUCCACAUGCCUAAACACCCUGAGCUGGCAGACAAGAAUGUGCCCAAUCUUCACGUCAUGAAAGCCAUGCAGUCUCUCAAAUCACGAGGCUACGUAAAGGAACAGUUUGCCUGGAGACAUUUCUAUUGGUACCUUACCAACGAGGGUAUCCAGUAUCUUCGUGAUUACCUCCACCUGCCCCCUGAGAUCGUGCCUGCCACUCUGCGUCGCAGCCGUCCUGAGACCGGCAGGCCGCGGCCCAAAGGUCUGGAAGGAGAGCGGCCUGCAAGACUCACACGAGGGGAAGCUGACAGAGACACCUACAGACGAAGCGCUGUGCCCCCUGGUGCCGACAAGAAAGCUGAGGCCGGGGCUGGGUCAGCAACUGAAUUCCAGUUUAGCAACUAUAAAAAGAGUGAAAAGAGACCGGGUUGUGGGUUUGUGUGGUUAUUUUUGGUGGGUAAUCAUGAUACUUCCGUGACGGGAAUGCUAAGGACUCCAAUAUCCCAAAAGAAAGACACUACUGAGGGAACAAAUAAGAAUGAUUCCUCUGUGCCACUUGCAGAAAACGGAGACCAAAAUGGCAAAUAAUUUUCAAAACUUUAGAAUGUGUUUUGUUACAGGGAGUUUGAAAGCAGUUCCAUUGAUAGUCUUAGGUAGUAAAAUAGAUCAUUCAGCAGCUACCUUUAAAUCAUUGGCUCUCUGCCAAGUCCUGUGCUAGAUGCUUGAUAUUCACCGAUAAGCAAAAACAUGGACUCUGCUCUUAUGAACUUUAGAGUUGUCACACUCAGAAAUGUUUGAUCACAAACUAAAGUGACAUUGUCUGGGAAAAGAACAUCAGUCAAGUGAGUGCAUUUGACAGAAAACCUUGAUGUGGACGUGGUGGGCAGGGGUGUAUUGGGGAAGGCCGCCCUGGUCUCUGAAGAAUGAGUAGGAGUUGAGUAAGCAUUGGGAAGGGCAUUCCAGAUUGAUGGAACAGCAUGUGCAAAUACUUUGUAUCAAGCAGGAGUUCAGUGUUUAAAGAAUUGAAAUUAGGCCAGUGGUGCAGAGGUGCGGAGCACAAACAUGAAGUGGGGCCAGACCGUAGAGGUCCUUGUCAGCCGUCGUCUUUGGCCUUAGGUCUUUGUUUCUUGGUUGUUAUUUAUUUUUUAACUUUUUUUUUUAUUAUUGUGGAAAAUCUCAGACAUACACAGAAGAGAGGCUAGUAUUAAUACACUCAUCUAGCUUUCGUCGGUACUUGGCCAAUCUUGUCUCAUUUCUGUUUUCACCCAUCUAAUCACAGUUGUGAUUCUUAAAGUAAUGGGAGGCAUUGCUUUGAAGAGUUUUAAUAAAAGCAGGGAUGAGUAGGAUAUUUGACCAGAUUUUUGUUUUGAAAGAUAAUUCGGGCUACAGGGUAGGGAAUAGAUGAGAGAGGGAAGAGCACACAUACUGGCGGACAGUUGGGUAGUUUACUGUAGUGGUCCUGUCAAGUAACAUACCUUGAAUCAGGUUAGCCGCUGCAGAGCUAGGAGAAUGGACAGAUUUCCGAGGUGUAGAGGGGAAGAUCCCCUGGACUUGGGAACAGGUUGGCUACGAGGGAUAAAGGAGAGGGAGAAGGUGACCCCUUGGUUUCUGACUUGAACCUGGGAUGGUUGAAAGAUCCUGAACUUAAAGGAUAGUUGUGUGAAGACCAAGUGCAGGAGGAAAGAAGGCAACCAGUUUUGCCAUCUCCCCACCCUACACUUCCCAAACUCUGCCUUUCUCCAGGUUACGUGACAGCUUGGCUUCUCACACUAAGACCAAAGAACCAAGCUGAUUUGAACUGUGCGCUUUUUUUAAAUUAUAUUUUUAAUGUUUUUAUUUAUUUUUGAAGGACAGAGAGAGAGAGAGAGAGAGAGAGAGCAUGAGCAGGGGAGGAGCAGAGAGAGAGGGAGACACAGAAUCCGAAGCAGGCUCCAGGCCCUAAGCUGUCAGCACAGAGCCUGACGCGGGGCUCGAACUCACGAACUGCGAGAUCAUGACCUGAGCCGAAGUCGGACGCCCAACUGACUGAGCCACCCAGGCGCCCAAUGAACUGUGCGCUUUAAAAAAAAAAUUUUUUUUUUAAGUUCAUUUAUUUUGAGAGAGCAUGCGCACACAUGUGCAGGGGAGGGGCAGAGAGAGAGGAGAAUCCCAAGCAGGCUCUGUACUCUCACACAGAGCCCGACAUGGGGCUCGAUCUCACAAACCGUGAGAUCAUGACCUGAGCCAAAAUCAAAAAUCAGAUACUCAACCGACUGAACCACCUAGGUGCCCCUGAACUGUUUGCUUUUAAUAUUUCUCUGGAGCAAAAAACAUGGUCCUGUUUGGGUUCAAAGAACAUCCUGGAGCUGUCUCAUAGAAUGGUGCCAAGAAGGCAGCAAAACCAAGCUUAGGGCAGGUUUAAACUGUCAGAAAUAGUCUAUGAGUAAUCUGUUUAGAUUUUGAGUGUUUGCCGUGUUCUUUCAGAAGUCACCAAUUCUUAAAAAUAAACCAGAAAAAAAGUAAGACUUUCUAAAUAUUAUGUUUCAGGUCCUUAUUCAGGUUAAGAGAUUUAUAAUAAACUUCCUCUAGGCAAUCUCAGAUUUGUUUCCAGGAUUUUGAGUAGUAUGUAUUGUAGCACAGGUGCAAGCGUUAGUCAUUCCAGGAAGAGGUCAGGGUUAGAGUUCCUGUCUUCAGAGUCCAUACCAGCUAGCUGCCUGAUAACUCCGUGAGGUUCCUGAGAAGACCAUCUGGGCACCUGUUCAGCUCAUUGCUAGCUGUAAUCUUCUGUAGGGAUUCUUAAAAAUCUUUUCACCAUUCUGAGGUGGCAUGUGAUAAAUGAUGUGAAGUAAUUAAGAUGAGUCCCUUUAGAUCAGUCUGUUGGUUUUUUUCUGAGAGGUCUUCCCUGGCCCUCUUUCAUGUAGCAUUCCAUCCACAUCACACACUAUCACAUCAUGCUCUUUCUUCUCCCUAGCACCUGUGACCGUCUGAAGUCCCCUUAUUUAUCUGUGACGUGACUCCCUGCCUUAACAGUGGACUCCAUGAGAGCCGCAGUCUCCUGUCACUUUCAUCUGUGUAUCCCCAGUGCCCAGACAAGAAAGAGCCUCAUGCAUAUACAUCCUCAAGAGAUAAUUUUUGGAUGAAUAAAUGAAUGUUAAUAUCUAAA